GGUAAGGACAUCCUGAGAGAGACCAUCAAGUUCAUGUACACGGACUGGGCCGACCGCGACAACGGGGACAUGCGCCGGAAGACCCUGCUGGCGCUAUUCACCGACCACCAGUGGGUGGCGCCGGCGGUGGCCACGGCCAAGCUGCACGCCGAGUUCCAGUCGCCCGUCUACUUCUACACCUUCUACCACCACUGCCAGACGGAGACGCGGCCCGAGUGGGCGGACGCGGCGCACGGCGACGAGAUCCCCUACGUGUUCGGCGUGCCGAUGAUCGGAGCCACCGACCUGUUCCCCUGCAACUUCUCCAAGAACGACGUGAUGCUCAGCGCCGUGGUGAUGACCUACUGGACCAACUUCGCCAAGACCGGGGAUCCCAACCUGCCGGUCCCCCAGGACACCAAGUUCAUCCACACCAAGCCCAACCGCUUCGAGGAGGUCAUCUGGACCAAGUUCAACUCCAAGGACAAGCAGUACCUCCACAUCGGCCUGAAGCCUCGCGUCAAGGACAACUACCGGGCCAACAAGGUGGCCUUCUGGCUGGAGCUGGUGCCCCACCUCCACAGCCUCCACGAGGAGUUCAUCAGCUCCACCACCACCCGCCUGCCCCCAGGCCCUGGCCAGGGCCCCGCUCACGGCACCGCCCGCCCCGGCCCCCGCCCCACCCGCCGGCCCUAUCCCACCUACCCCUCCGACCCGGACCCCGAGGACUCGGAGGGCCCGCUGAACCCCUUGUUUCCGGGCGACAUGCGCGACUACUCCACGGAGCUGAGCGUGACGGUGGCGGUGGGCGCCUCGCUCCUCUUCCUCAACAUCCUGGCCUUCGCCGCCCUCUACUACAAGCGGGACAAGCGCCACGAGAUGCGACGCCACCGCCUCUCGCCUCAGCGGGGCGGGCCAGCCAACGACCUGGCCCACAGCCAGGAGGAGGAGAUCAUGUCGCUGCAGAUGAAGCACUCGGAGCACGACGCCCACCACGACAUGGAGCCCCUUCGGCCUCACGACAUCCUGCGGCCCGCCUGCCCGCCCGACUACACGCUGGCGCUGCGCCGGGCGCCCGACGACGUGCCGCUCAUGACCCCCAACACCAUCACCAUGAUCCCCAGCACCAUCACCGGCAUGCAGCCCCUGCAGGCCUUCAACACCUACCCCUCCACCGGCCACAACAACACCCUGCCUCACCCUCACUCCACCACCCGCGUAUAGUAGACAGGAGAGA
Hypomesus transpacificus is the source of this 1216-nucleotide messenger RNA. RefSeq names its product neuroligin 2a (gene nlgn2a). Gene Ontology annotation, biological process: chemical synaptic transmission; synaptic vesicle endocytosis; presynaptic membrane assembly. Gene Ontology annotation, cellular component: synapse; postsynaptic specialization membrane; cell surface. Gene Ontology annotation, molecular function: signaling receptor activity; neurexin family protein binding. The record is from RefSeq and is a predicted model, not a curated record. The transcript is spliced from 2 exons. NCBI's taxonomy places the organism in Eukaryota, Metazoa, Chordata, Actinopteri, Osmeriformes, Osmeridae. The annotation marks the transcript as partial.